Messenger RNA from Cataglyphis hispanica, 2935 nucleotides. It is a transcript of the gene DNApol-eta, whose product is annotated as DNA polymerase eta. Gene Ontology annotation, biological process: response to radiation; error-prone translesion synthesis. The coding region runs from base 220 to 2679 and encodes 819 amino acids. The record is from RefSeq and is a predicted model, not a curated record. NCBI's taxonomy places the organism in Eukaryota, Metazoa, Arthropoda, Insecta, Hymenoptera, Formicidae. Gene Ontology annotation, molecular function: DNA-directed DNA polymerase activity; damaged DNA binding. The transcript is spliced from 7 exons. Gene Ontology annotation, cellular component: replication fork; nucleus; site of double-strand break.
AAUCAUAUGUUCGAAUCCCGCCAAAUAUUGUAAAUGUAAAGUGAUCGCUUUGUAAACAGCUGAUUAAGAUCAGACUUGAACGGACUUGUUAGAGAAUCUUCGGUUGCAACCUGUCAUAUAAAAAUGGAGUCGCGAACGAUAUUAGAUUGUUCGCAUUAAUUGACCUAGAAAAAUGCUUUAUAGUUAUUAAUUAAAUUUAUAAGAGAUUUUCGGCAAAACAUGGCAAAUUCGGCUAAUAGAAUCGUCGUACUAAUCGACAUGGAUUGCUUCUUCUGUCAAGUUGAGACGAAGCUGCAACCACAACAUGAAGGAAAACCGCUCGCUGUCGUUCAAUAUAAUCAAUGGAAAAUGGGCGGUAUAAUAGCUGUCAAUUACGAGGCACGGAGUUUUGGAGUAACCAGACACAUGAGGGGCAAGGAAGCUAAAGAAAAAUGUCCAGAUAUAGUUUUAGCUAGUGUGCCAUGUCUUCGUGGAAAAGCAGAUACAUCAAGAUAUAGGAAAGCUGGUCGUGAGGUUAUUGAAGUCAUAAAAAAACACUGUAAUGUGAUAGAACGUGCUAGUGUUGAUGAGGCAUAUCUUGAUAUUACAGAUAUUGUUGAUAAGAGAUUUACCACAACUAAUAUUUCCCCAAAGGAACUAAUAUCAUCUCUUGCAAAUACAUACAUUGUAGGAUAUUCAGAAAUUAAUAAAAAUGAUGAAGAAGAAAGAUCUGAAGGGCUACUGACUUGGAUAUCGGACUCUUUUAAAGAACUGCAUGACACUCAAGCUCAGAAACUUGCUGUAGCUGGUGUAAUAGUUGAAGAGAUAAGGGCUAGUAUAUAUAAAGAAACUAAUUUUAGAUGUUCUGCUGGAAUUUCACAAAAUAAAAUAUUAGCAAAAUUAGCAUGUGGAUUACAUAAACCGAAUUGCCAAACAAUUUUACCUGAGGCAGCCGUUCCAAAACUUUAUUCCACACUGCCAGUAAAAAAAGUUCGAAAUCUUGGUGGAAAAUUCGGCGAUGUUGUGGUCGAAUCUCUUAGUUGCAAUGUUAUGGGAGAUUUAUUGCAAUAUUCCAUAGAAGAAUUACAAAAACGAUUUGAUGAAAAAACAGGUUUUUGGCUAUACAAUCUUGCACGAGGUAUAGAUGACGAACCUGUCACUAACAGAUUAUUGUCAAAAUCUAUUGCUGCAUGUAAGAAGUUUCCUGGAAAGCAAGCUAUUACUUCCUUAGAAGUGUUAAAGCAUUGGGCUGGAGAUUUGGCUGCGGAAGUUUGUGAACGGCUUGAACAAGAUUUUGAGGAGAAUCAGCGACGCGCGACGUUACUCACUAUCUUUUAUCAUUACUAUCAGAACAGAAGUAUUGUAUCACAAACACGUUCGCUCGUUUUGAAUUCAUACAAACCAGACAAAAUAGCAAGUCAAUGUGUGGACGUUAUUACCAAGGCAACACAAUGUCCAGUGGCAUAUAUGGGCAUUUCUGCUAGUAAAUUUAUACCGUCAAAAGAGAGUGGUAGUUUCCUAAAAUUUUUCACAAAUAUCAGAUCGAAAGAUAAAGAAAAUGACAAGGCAGACUCUAAAACUGAUAAAUUGGAAAAUUUGUCUAGAGAUAUGAUAAAUUCUUCAGCUAAUUUAGAAAUAAAAGAAGAAAAGCUAUUUACUAUUAAUAAAGAAGAUACAUUUUUAAGAACGGAAGAGAAACCUAAUAAAAUUAAAGAAUCUGCUUUGAUCAAAGAAUCAAUCGCAACGACAAGCAAACCGAUGAUUAAAACAAGUAAGAAAGUCCCCAAUAAUUCAUUAAAUACAAUAAGUGCGGAGGAUUCGCCGAUAUCAAAAAAGGUUGUCAAACUAAUCCAAGUGUGCAAUGAACGCGAUAAGACCAAAUUAAAAAAUGAACGUCUGUCGGAUGUGGUAAUAAAUAACAAUGAUUUUCAAGAUUCGUUCUUUAUGAAUAUAUAUAAGGCUGGAAAAAAGGAAGAUUCUGAUAUCGACGGAGAUAUGGAAGAGUUCGAAUACGGGGAACAAUCUGGCGUGGAUGAAAAAAAUGCGAAUAACGAGAGCAUCGAUGAUUACAAUUCUAAUUUAUGCAUACAGGAGGACGCUCAACAAAAACCUUCCACGAGCCGUGCACAUACUCAUGUAAAUAGCAAUGACGCAGAUUCUACAAAGAAAAGCAGUAAAGAAACUUCAGUGCAAGAUUCCUUGGUACGAUUACGAGAUAUAUUUCCAAAUUUGGACAAUAUAGACCCUGAUAUUCUGCUAUUGUUGCCGGCGAAUUUGCAGGAGGAAGCAAGAAUGUAUAUGAAAUCGCGAGACGCAACAAAGAAGCAAGAAAACGUAAAGGUGGUUCGAGAUUUGCCAAAGACGGGGAAAGGAAAACCUAACAAAUCCAAAAUCGUCAACAAAAAUGGCAAGGGACAUAAUCCUUUGUCCAAUUUUCUGAUCAAAAUUGAUUCGAGCGAGUGCGAUGUGCAUCUGGAGCGAUGCGCCGAAUGCAAUCAAAUGAUACCCAUAACGAAAUUUUGCGAACAUGUGGAUUUUCAUGUCGCGCAAAAUUUGAACUGCGAGAUCAACAAGCCCGCAUCGAGCGAGAAUGGCCUAAAAAGGAAACUCGGGGAUGCCGAAGCUAUUGUUACUUCUGUUAAACGUCCAACAUCGAGCAAUAACCACGAAACCCGACCGAUAACUACGUUUCUCUCGUAGCUCUCAUCUAUGAAUCAAAUAAAUUUUAUCAUUGAUUAUGUGUCUCUCAUUACUUAUGUAUUACGUGCCUCAUGCAAUCAUAGAAAAAAAUUUAAUAUGUAUAUAUUUUGUACAAUUGUAUAUAUAUAUAUAUAUAUAUUUAAACUAGAAACCAGAAAUAUGUUUGAACUUUCUUAAAAAAAUGUCUGAAAUAAAUUUUUAUAAUCAUUAGUAGAUAUUAACACUUUUACACAUUAAAAUGUUAUAAUAAAUCAUA